UUGAACGAUAAUUUAGUAAAGGGAUUUAUCCAGCUAUUAAUUUUAGACGUUGCGUCCCUAAUAUUAUUAGUAAGAAAGUUAGGCAGCGGUGUGAGGAUUUGCGUUAAUUAUAGAGGUAUUAAUAAUAUUUCUUUGAAAAAUAAGUAUUUGCUACUAUUAAUUAAAGAAAUAUUAGACGUUAUUUAUAGAGUAAAAUAG
This is a messenger RNA of Neurospora tetrasperma FGSC 2508, 198 nucleotides long. RefSeq lists its product as uncharacterized. The record is from RefSeq and is a predicted model, not a curated record. The transcript has a single exon. The annotation marks the transcript as partial. NCBI's taxonomy places the organism in Eukaryota, Fungi, Ascomycota, Sordariomycetes, Sordariales, Sordariaceae.